AUGGAUGGUUCAUACCCUAUUCACCCUACCCAAGCAAUGCAAUCACCAUUCUUCUACUACAACCCAGAUCCUCAAGGCGAGAACAACCGCCAGCACGGCCACUUCACACCACACCCUUCAGGACAAUCAACCUUCCAGCCACACAACAUGUACUACCAGAGGCCCACAUCAGCAAACUCACAAAUGUCCUACCCUCAGACUGCCUACGCCAGCCAAAUGAUGACUCCAGUCGCGUCACCCCAGCCAAUGUACCAGAAGCCAGCCAUCCUGAUCCAACCUCAGGAUUCCCCCUACCUUCACCCCAUUGACACCGACUACUCUUUCUCCCCCGCUACUCCUCCUCUGUCAUCAUGCGGUAGCAGCACCAGCAGCCCUUCCUCGUACGACAUCCUCCCCACUCCUCUCCACGACAUGUUCCCCGGUGAGGGCAUGGAGGGUGUAAAGCAGGGCUGUGAAGGCGAGGUCUUUUCUGAGAUCCUUUCGGCCGGCCUCGAGUGGCGUUCAACCACCCCACCAAUGACACCAGUAUACAUCCAGCCUCCUUCGGUCAACCAGGGUUCAUACCUUCUUUCCGCAACUUCUUGCCCUUCUCUUUCCCCUUCUCCUUCACCUCUUCCCCGCACUACCGUCGCCGAGGCUGAGAACAACUUCUGCAACCCCCGCGAUCUUACCGUCUCGGCUGCCUCUGAACUCCCCAUUGUCACUCUCUGCCCCGGUGACGAGGAGCAUAAGGUUGUUCUCAAGGGUGAAACUGCCAAGGUUGACAAUAUUGAGUCUGUGCAGACCUUCAGCUUCAACGGCCUUCCCACCUUUGAGCCCCUCUUUGAGCUCGACUGCGAAGACGACUUCAACGGCCUUGUUAACUUCUCCAACGACAACACCCAGUUCCUCGGUAACAAGCGCCAGCGCACUGACCUUGGCGCCUUCUCUCCUGAAGAUGACUUCCUGAGCGACGAGAGCUUCACCGACUUCGAGGAGGAGCUUGUCCACAGCCUGCCUCUCACCCCCGCCGCUAGCGAGUUCGACACCAUGUCCGCAGUCAAGAGGCAAACAGUCAAGAAGGCCCGCUCCGCCUUCAGCGAGACUGAAUCUGACUUCCAGGGUAAGCAACAGACAUCAGGUGAUGAGCACACCGUGUCUGGAGCCUCAAGCCAACAAGAAUCAGGUCAAGCCGAGAACGCCGUCGCCUCCAGCUCUGACGAGAACACCACUCCCGUCGCUCCUACUAGCCGCCGCGGUCGCAAGCAGUCGCUCACCGACGACCCAUCCAAGACAUUUGUCUGCACUCUCUGCUCCCGUCGCUUCCGCCGCCAGGAACAUCUCAAGCGCCACUACCGCUCUCUUCACACUCACGACAAGCCCUUUGAGUGCACUGACUGCGGUAAGAAGUUCUCCAGGAGCGACAACCUCUCUCAGCACCAGCGCACCCACGGAACUGGCGCUGUCAGCCUUGAGGUCAUGGGCUCCGACUUCCACCACGCCGACAUGCAACACGGUCAUGGUAGCCCGUUUGGUGCACAGGCUCCUUCCACCAUGGGUGAGAUUCUUUACAACGCUGCUGCAGAGAUCCCUACGUCAAGCUCUGACGGAUCCGAGCACGAGUCAACACCCAGCCAGAAGAAGCGCAAGAGGAACGAGUAG
Bipolaris sorokiniana ND90Pr is the source of this 1641-nucleotide messenger RNA. RefSeq lists its product as uncharacterized. The record is from RefSeq and is a predicted model, not a curated record. NCBI's taxonomy places the organism in Eukaryota, Fungi, Ascomycota, Dothideomycetes, Pleosporales, Pleosporaceae. The coding region runs from base 1 to 1641 and encodes 546 amino acids. The transcript has 2 exons.